Cylas formicarius (sweet potato weevil) is the source of this 1098-nucleotide messenger RNA. RefSeq lists its product as uncharacterized. Bases 210 to 929 code for a protein of 239 amino acids. The transcript has 5 exons. The record is from RefSeq and is a predicted model, not a curated record. NCBI's taxonomy places the organism in Eukaryota, Metazoa, Arthropoda, Insecta, Coleoptera, Brentidae.
UGAUUUUUUCUGGUACGGUUCGGUGAGGCUGGCUCCCUUCCAGCUGUCUCGCGUUUCUGUGUGCGUUAACCUCUUGAAAAAUCCCGAAAAGGACUAGUUCUAUCUUCUACCUGUUACUCGCCCGUCUUUGUCGGUCGAAUGUUUACGUCCGAAAGAAUAGAAAACCAUUCAGUGUCCGGUACUACGUGUUAACCGCGAAAUCGUACGAGAUGAAAGUACUGCUGCUCCUGAUUUCCGCGAUAUAUUUUGUAGUUAUCGCGAUCACAACUGCGGCCGCGACAGGAACGGUCGUCGUUUCUAAAGACGAUGGCGGACAUUCUCAAGAAGCGGCCGCGGUCAAACACGUCAAAGGAGGUACCUACUCGGAGUCCGGAGGCGUGAAAAAGUCCGGGAAGAAAUCCAAACACGACAGCGAACGGGGCAAGUCGGGCGAGAAGCUCAAAGAGCUGCAUAAAAGCCAGGAUAAGGAGGUCGGGGGAAAGAAACACAAGUAUCAUUCGUCGGGCAAACAUAAGUCGUCCCAUUCGGGGAAGGGUGGGUCUAAACACGGUGCCAAGUACGAAGAGGGCGCCCAUAGGAAAAAGGGAAAUGUCAACAAGGGAUUCUGGGAGAAGUACCAUAAAGACGAACUGAUGAAGCACGACAGUUUCUUCAGUCAGGGGGAGAAAAGCGGGGCUUACAACGUCUAUGGCCAGAAAGGGGCCAAACAUGGAUCUCAACUGGCUGCCAAGGUUUCCGGAGGAUCGUAUAAGAACCUCAAAUCCGAAGGAACUCAUGGCAAGAAAUCGAAGAAGGUGGGCGGUCACAACAAAUCGAGCAAAAAGGGCUACAAAGGUUCAAAGGGAGGAAAAUCGAAACACGAGCACCACGAAAAGUACGCGAAGAAAGGAGGCAAAAAAGGCGGCAAACAAUAUAAAUACAAACAUUGAGAUUGUACGUCGCGUGCAAUGUACAGGUUUUUUUCUUGAUGCUCGCACUCAUUGUUUAAAGAUAAUUAUUUAUAUUUAUUUUUUACGUAGUUUAUAAAGUUAUAACGCAUAACUUUUUACGAAAAUUAAUUUUGGAAUCCCUUGGUAAAAUUAAAACGAUUUCAACUUA